UUUUCGCUAAAUUUCAGGUGUCUCAAAUCGAUUUUUAAACAAAACCCCAAGAAAUACUCAAAAAAGUAAAUUAACCGGUGGCAAAAUGGACGCUUUACACGACGAGGUGGAAUCGUUGGAAGCAAUCCUAAUGGAAGAUGUUUGCAUCAAACGCACGCCCAGCGGCGAUGUGGAGCAGAUUGAGACCACAGUGCUUCCACUGACCGGCGAGGAGGAGGAGCAGCAGUACGUGUGCGUCACUUUGCAGGUCCACCCGACACCUGGCUAUCCGGAGGAGAGUCCCACGUUCAAGCUGCUGCGUCCGCGAGGACUGGACGAUGCGCGCUUGGAGGCCAUUCGAAGCGCCUGCAAUGCCAAGAUCAAGGAGUCCCUCGGCUUCCCGGUCGUCUUCGACCUCAUCGAGGUGGUGCGGGAGCACCUCAGCGGCAGCAAUCUGCCCAGUGGCCAAUGCGUCGUCUGUCUGUAUGGAUUCGCCGAUGGCGACGAGUUCACCCGCACAGAGUGCUUCCACUACCUGCACAGCUACUGCCUGGCCCGCCAUCUGAACGCCCUGCGCCGCAACUACCAGGAGGAGUUCGAUAAGCUGCCCGCCUGGCUGAAGAAGACGGCCGAUCCCUUCCAGGCGCUGUGCCCCGUCUGCCGCGAGCAUAUCGGCGACGAAACCGAUAGUCUCAAGUGCGCCAUGCCUCCGUCGGAGCUGCUCAAUGCCCCGGACUUCAAGGUCACGGAGGAGCUGCGCCAGAUGCAGCAACGCAUGUCCGAGCUGUAUUUGCAGCAGAAGAGUCGCGGAGCCAUCAUCGAUGUGAAGGCCGAGGGAGCAGCGGUGAUUUCCAUCGAGACGGAGGAGGACAUCAGACGCAGGCGGCGUCGCGAGGAGGCCGAGGCAGCCAAGAAGCUGGAGGGACCGGCCAAGGAGGAGGCCCUCAAGCCAACCACAAGUUCCACAUUUGCGCCCGUCGUCCAGGAGACCCAGCGCAUCAUGCCGGAGCCGACCAACAAUAACUAUCACCACAAUCGGCGCCACUAUCGCGGCGGCAGGCGGCACCAUCACCACCAUCAGCAUGGCCACCACCAUCGGGCCGAAAGGGAUCGAGAGCAGAAUGCGGCUGCAGCUCCAGCCACCGCCGGUGGCUCCUCGUCGAAUGCCGGCAACGGCAAGCAGGCAAAGGCCCAGUCAGCCAGCUCCGGGCUUGCCAGGUGACGAUGGCUUCCGAGAGAGAUGGGGAUCCGGAUACCCAUUGCGUUGCCAUGCUGCUAAUACACAAUGAAGCACCACAACCAAACGGCCCAGGUUUUGUUUCGUGAGGCGCACUCGUUUCUGUGAAUUCCUAAGUUCGUAUAUAUUUAUGUUUAGUUAGCUUUAGCGAGCCGGGUUAGCUAAUUUGGAUUAUAUUAAUGAUGAUAUUUAGUUGUACCUUAACUAUAAUGAUAUUUGUAAUGAUUUACAAAAGACUUGCGGCACCAUGCCGAUCCGAUAUUAUA
Molecule: messenger RNA, 1482 nt
Organism: Drosophila takahashii
Lineage: Eukaryota; Metazoa; Arthropoda; Insecta; Diptera; Drosophilidae
Product: E3 ubiquitin-protein ligase RNF25
Biological process (GO): protein ubiquitination
Cellular component (GO): nucleus
Molecular function (GO): protein binding; ubiquitin protein ligase activity
Source: RefSeq, a predicted model, not a curated record